Messenger RNA from Solea solea (common sole), 1671 nucleotides. RefSeq names its product bromodomain-containing protein DDB_G0280777-like. The transcript has 5 exons. NCBI's taxonomy places the organism in Eukaryota, Metazoa, Chordata, Actinopteri, Pleuronectiformes, Soleidae. The record is from RefSeq and is a predicted model, not a curated record. The annotation marks the transcript as partial.
CUACUACACCAGCCACCACAACUACAACACCAGCAACAACUACUACACCAGCCACAACAACACCAGGAGCAACUACAACAGCAACCACAACUACUACACCAGCCACAACAACUACUACACCAGCCACCACAACUACAACACCAGCAACAACUACUACACCAGCGACAACAACUACUACACCUGCCACCACAACUACAACACCAGCCACCACAACUACAACACCAGCAACAACAACUACAACACCAGCAACAACUACUACACCAGCCACAACAACACCAGCAGCAACUACUACACCAGCAACAACAACUACUACAACUAGCACACCAGCUACAACAACAACAGCCCCAGCCACAACAACCACAACAGCAACAACUACAACACCAGCAACAACUACUACACCAGCGACAACAACUACUACACCAGCCACCGCAACUACAACACCAGCAACAACUACUACACCAGCCACAACAACACCAGCAGCAACUACAAUAGCCACAACAACUACUACACCAGCCACCACAACUACAACACCAGCAACAACUACUACACCAGCGACAACAACUACUACACCAGCCACCACAACUACAACACCAGCAACAACUACAACAACAACAACUACUACACCAGCCACAACAACACCAGCAGCAACUACAACAGCGACAACAACUACUACACCAGCCACCACAACUACAACACCAGCAACAACUACUACACCAGCCACAACAACACCAGGAGCAACUACACCAGCUACAACAACAGCCCCAGCCACAACAACCACAACAGCAACAACUACAACACCAGCAACAACUACUACACCAGCGAAACCACAGCUGCAGCAACAACAACACCAGCCCCAACAGCACCGGCAACAGCCUCAACAACUCUUACAGCAACAACUUCAACCCAAGCCCCAACCACACCAACUACUAUUGUGACCACAGCCGUAGUGCCAAUAACGGAGACCACUGCAGAAAGUGCAACUACAACUGCCACCCCCACACUGUCAACCACUGCUGGGACAACAGCCCCAACUUCAGCCCUUACUAUAUCGUGGUUACUCAUUUUGGUAUUGAGACAACUCUACCACUACUACACUACAGCAGCCUCCUCAACAACAACAACAACAACAACAACAACAACAACAACCACAAUGGUGCCUACAACUGCAGGCCCAACAACAACCACUGCUGCAACUAUAACUACUACAGCAUCCCCAACAACCACAACAACAAUGGUGCCUACAACUACAACACCAGCCCUAACAACAACCACACUAGCAACAACAACCCCAACAACAACUACUAUGCCAGGCAACUACCACACCAGAACCACAGCUGCAGCAACAACAACACCAGCCCCAACAGCACCGGCAACAGCCUCAACAACUCUUACAGCAACAACUUCAACCCAAGCCCCAACCACACCAACUACUAUUGUGACCACAGCCGUAGUGCCAAUAACGGAGACCACUGCAGAAAGUGCAACUACAACUGCCACCCCCACACUGUCAACCACUGCUGGGACAACAGCCCCAACUUCAGCCCUUACUAUGGGUCCAGUUCCUACAACCACAACUGCUCCAGCUACGACAACCCUUGCACUGACAGCAGUAACACCUGCAAUUACAACUACUACUACUACUACUACAACUGCUGCAGCUACAAUAACUAA